GGCCAUUGUUCUUUCAAAAGAAAUUUUAUUUUUCAUUCAUUGUUGAACCGUAUUCGAGUGAAGUUUAUUUCGCAAAAUUUGUUCGCGUUUUCUAAACGUAUAACUACAUACAUAUAUACAUGUAUAUGUAAGAUAUAUCUGUGAGUGCGAGUGAAUAGUAUAACUGUGUUAUACUAUUUUAUAAAACACCAAAAUUUAAAAUAGUAAUUGUGGUAAAGUUAGUAGUAUAACUACAAUUACAGUUAGAAACAAGAAAGUUGGAUUUUUAGUAUACCAACACACAUUACAGGCACGCCAUACAAAAAACGCAAUUAAGUGCAGUGAAAAUCUUGAAAAAUUAAUUGUGAGAGUUUUUCACCAGAGCGCGUAAAAAGUGUGAAAACGCAUAUUGUAUUACAAGCAUACGACGAGUAGCGAAAGCGAAAAAAUAUUUAUUUUCGAUUUUGUAACAAUUUCGGUUGUGCAUGUUUUAUCAAAGUUAUACGGAAAGAGAAAAGCAAAUCGUGUGUAAACCAUUAUUCGAAAUGGCACCCUGUCAAGUGCAACCGAUUAUAUUCCACAGUAAUAAGAACGCUACUAGGACGAUACGUCCAGUGCGUCCGACUGGUGGUGUGCGUCGUAAUCUCUUCGGUCCGCCCGAUCAAAAUGAAAUGGCGCGUAAUUUCGAUAUUGAGAAUGCACGUCAACUCAAACGUUUAAAUAAUUAUAAAAUUAUUGGUGAAAUUAAGCCCGACAACAACAGCAGCAGCAAUGAACGAGCACUACCCGCACUGAUUGCGAAGGAAGUGGCGGAUGAGGCGUGUAAAAAACGUGCAGAAACGGAAAAUGCGAAGCCUGAAACUAAGCUUAGUGGCGAUGACUUAGAUGCGCCCUCCAUGCGACAGAAGCUGAUUGAGAAAACACCAACGCUCCAUACGGUACGCGCCAGCAGCAAAUCGAUCAGCGAAACGGCACGUUACAAACCCUACACUACGCAGACAUUAAUCACUGAUGUGAUGCCGAAGCGAAAAGCCAUACCACCGCCUUAAGAUGCUGAUAUAAACGUUGUUUUUAUGGAUGUAUUGAUAAUGGGGGUUAUGUACUAAGCGUUUGCUGCUGCAGCCGAGUGUGGUGGAGUGGGGGGGAGAGUGCACAUUGAUUUGAAAACUGUGUGUGAAAAUUGUUAACAUGAAAAUGAUAAUUACACAGCUGGCGGAUAUGAUGACGUCAUUUGCCAAAUUAGUGAAAUUCAUUAAAAGCUAUUAAUUUUUAAUAUUUCUAUUUUAUUAAUUUUUCUUAAUUAUUUUUAAUUUUGUAAUUUUUUUCCUCAAUAUUUUCAAUUUGUUUGUUCAUAUUUUUUAUUUUUUUUUUUAAUUAUUUAAAAAAUUUUUUAAACUUUUGUAUGAAAAUCUUACCCUCAAUGCUGCCAACUGAGUGAAGAUGGCAUGUUAAGCUUAAAGAAAUACAUAUAUACAUAUACGUAUAUGUAUAAACGCAUUUGCACACAGGCCAACAAAGCGCAGUCUAUGGGUUCCAUAAGGCUAUAUAUCUAUACUAAGGUACCCGCGACUGCGCGGCGCGGCAAAAGCGAAAUUGUGUGUGUGUGUGUAAAGUGGCUGGCCAGUGCAAUUUUAACUUCAUUAUUAUUAUUAUUUUUUAGUUUUCAUUACUCCUCGUCCUCCUCCCCUCCAAUACAAUUUGUUGGCCUGUGUAAUUAACCAAAACAUUCAUACAAAACAAAAAAUUGGAAUGAUCUCAAUUUAGCAAUGAUGUAGUGUGUGUGUAUAAGAGUAUUAUUUUUCCUCUUUAAUUAAAACAAAAAAUAUUUAAUAAAAUUACCAAAAAGCAUAUAAAACACACAUUACAUAUAAUAUAAAAGUAUAUAAAUAUUUUAAUUGAAUGUACAUCGAAUUUGUAUUUUUAUUAAUGGGUUGAAAAUGAUUACAAAAUUAUUAUUUUUAAUUAAAUUAAAUAUUAUUUUUUUUUAAUUUACAAGAAACAAAAAAAAACACAACUACAACACAAGCAAAAAAUCAAUAAAUAAAUAUAGACUAAACAAAUAAAAUAAAAUAUAUGUUAAAAAAAAUAUACAAAAAAAACAAUUUUGUAAGCAAAUAAAAUCAAACAACUCAUGUAAUGAAAGCUGUGACAAUGAGAGAUUUAGUGUAUUUAGGCAACAGUUUUAUACGAUUUUGUUAAAAAAAUAGCAUUUGAAAUGCCUGAAAUCGUAUUUUGAUAAAAAUAGUUGAAAAAAAUAUAAUUUUAUACAAAAAAAAAUAAUUUUUAAUAAAAAAAUAAUAAAUUUUUAAUAAAAAAUAAUAAGUUUUUAAUAAAAAAAAUAAUAAGAUUUUAAUAAAAAAAUUAUAAGUUUUUUAUAAAAAAAAAAAUUUUUUUUUGAUUGAAAAAAAAUUUAUAUAACAAAAAAAUAUAUAAAAACAAAAAUAAUUUAUAUAACAUACAUUUUUUUUUAUUAAAAAUUAUUAUUUUUUUAUUAAAAUUUAUAUUUUUUUAUUAAAAAUUAUGUCGCUAUAACCAUAUUCUCUCAUUGCCGCAGUCUCAUUUUGUUUUUUGGUGUUGUAUAAAAUGCACUGAAGCAUAUGCGCAAUGGCAAUAGUCUAAAGUAGUAAGUUUUAAUGUUAAAAUACAAUACAAAUGCAACAACAAUAACAACAAAUUUACAACCAUAUUUCCAAUAAUUAUGUUCUAAAUCACAACACUCAAUUGAUUAUGUAAUUACUUAUAUUAUUUUAUUUUCUUUUUAAAUUAGGCUAUAUAUAUAUUUUUAAUUAAAUUUAAUUUUAAAAUUGUUUUAUUUAAUUUUUAAAUAAAUUUUUUACAUAUUUUUUUUUGUUUUGUUGUUUUUUGUACAUAGUAGUUACAACAAAAAAACUGUACUAUGUAUGUAGUGUAGUAUGUAUUAGUGUGUAUUGUUUUGUGUAUGCGCACUUGAGCUGAUCGUCGUUUGUGCUUCAGUGUUUCCGGUGCAAGUGAACCCCAGUAAACAGCUUACAACUGUAGAUAUUCUUAUGUGUAUGUAAAUUAUGAAGAUACAACAAAAUUUAAUUGUAAUUAUUGGAUUUAUCAGUGUGUGGAAAAAAAUUUGUAAAAAUUACUUAAGCAUAUUGUAAUUGUAAUUGUAAUUGUAAUAAAGAAAAGAAAAUAUCAAUAAUAUCUUUUUGUUAUUGGCGCAUGAACAAUUUAAUAAAAAUGUAUAUUUGCAAGAAAAACUUAA
This is a messenger RNA of Zeugodacus cucurbitae (melon fly), 3211 nucleotides long. RefSeq lists its product as uncharacterized. The record is from RefSeq and is a predicted model, not a curated record. The transcript is spliced from 2 exons. Bases 465 to 1028 code for a protein of 187 amino acids. Lineage: Eukaryota; Metazoa; Arthropoda; Insecta; Diptera; Tephritidae.